UGGAAGAGCCUGCCAUUGCAGUCACACUUAUUGCCUAGAUGUGACAUUGUGUCACUGUUUAUAUUACAUAUGCCACAGUCUCUGCUUCAAUCUGUUUUCUGAAGAUCUAGAAUUAGGAUUCAGUUUUUGGGCUGUAUCUGCUGACGAUCCCCCAUGUGAUUCUAUAAGUGGGAAUGUGGGAGCCCCACCUGCCUUCUGGGUCUGCCCGAAGCUAAUGCGUUCCUGGAGGCUUGCGGGCAGAGGGCUGGCUGCAGCUGUCUUGUCCAGAUGAUCUGCCGGACCUUUCCGCGGUGCGAACUGUAAGGCAUGAAGAGACCACAAGGCAGAUGCGCCGGAAAGGCUCUCCCGGUCCAGAGAGCAGGGACAGCGGUUUCAGUGAGGGGAUAAAGCAGAUCCUCUUCCGGCAGUCUGGGCACAGGAGAGCGGAUUCUCUGGGAAAACCUGGACCUGAGGGAUUCUGCAAACCCUGAGAGUUUCUACAGAUUAAAGGGAGCAGCAACGGCUGUAGCAGCGACGGUGAAUUGGCUGAGCCAGAGGACCUGCUCCACUACCGCCCCCCACAAGCAGUAGAGCCCAGAGUCGCUACGCAGUUCAGCCAGAACCACCCCAGCAUGGACAGUCCAACCGACCACUGCCCAGAGCACCCGCACAAACAACAGACUGGCCAGAACAGGGGCCGUCGGAUCACACAAGACGACAUGGGCUACAGCAGUGGAGGCUGGGCCACCACAGACCCCGCCCACUGGGGUGGGUUCAGCCCCUGGAUGCACGAGUACGAGAGCCAGAGCGACUCGGACGUGGACCGCCCGGAGCCCGACGUGGUGCUGGAUGACCUGGCCAGCCGCAGGUUCCGCAGCCCCUCCCCUGCAACCCCAGCCAAUUACGCCAUUCCCAUGAGUCCCGUGGGCACCAGGGCAGGGGGCGGGUUGUCCCUACAACAGGCGGCCGCCCGUCAGGCCCCCUCGCGGCAAAACCUGGCCUACCUCAGUAGCUCCUCACCGUCGCCCACACCUGGCAGACUGAGGCCCUCUUUGGAGGAUGUCCCACUGACAGAGGAGUUGUACGAGGAUUCGGAGGAUGAGGAGGGUGAAGGGGAGGAGGGGUAUGCUGACCCCAUUCAGGAUGACCUCUAUACCCGUAGGGUGGGCCUUAGCCACCAGCCCUCCAACAACGUGGCCUAUGACAAGUUCCUGCCCAAGUAUUGGACGCCAGAGGAGGAUGCUCAUGUUCGCAAGAUCAAACUGGGGUCCCAGCGUCGUCCAUGGUACAGGAAGAUGCAAGGGCUCAGCCCAAAGAAAUCCGGUUCAUCGUCAGAUGACUCUGACUGUGACGUCAGUCCUUGGAGCAAGUCGACCAGCAGCAUCCCAACAGAACAGGAUGUACAGCAGGAAAUCCGUAACCAGGCAAAGGAGAUUGAAGAGCAAUGGAGAGAUGACCUGGCCAGGUGGAAGAGCCAUCGGCGGAGCGUCCACUGUAACAUGGUGAGGGAGAGAGAGGAGCACGAGCGCGCAGAGCUAGCCGGCGGGGGUAGCGCCAGGAAACCGGACACCCGCGUAGAGAUGCAGGGGGGAGAAAGAGAAGCAGGCACUCCAGCUAGCCAUAGGGCUGCCUCCUUUCACACGCCGCAGGCUAUUGGCUUCAAGCUCCAGCCUCGUUCCAUAUCCCUGCCGCCCCGGAGCUACAUCGCGAACAGCCCCUACGCACCAGCAGAGAGAGCGGUCACACCUCCCGCGAUACCUCACUCCACCCAGGCGAGAACCAGCCAGGAGGCCUCCCUUAGCACCAGCAGCAGCAGCAGGUCCAGCAUCGCUCACACCGACCGCACCAGAACCGACCUCAAAGGACGGACCGGCACCGGUCCUGACUUCCCGAUCGGCGCCACCGCCGCCGGCCGAACCAGCAGUACCACCGUCGCCAACGUCACCGGCACCGCGCUCUCGGGCCGAACCGGCGCCUCUCUCCCCGACCUGCCGGGCCGGUUUCCAGCAGACCCGAGCAGCGGCGGCGCGGCUGAGGGAAGCGGCGCCGGCUCGGCUUACAAAGCCCCCGAUCCGGGGCGCCCCAUUGGCAGGCCGGCGCGAGAAAAGAGCCCCGGCCCUUCACAGAGUCUCCAUUCAAUGGAUACAAAACCCACGGCUGCUCAGGUUACCGCCGCCUCUCUCCCCGGGAGCAGCCGGAGAUCGGGUAGCUCGCGUCUCGCCUCCGUGGUCUCGCCCAGGCCUUUCGGGACCCAGUCCACCAAGAUCUCCCCGGUUUCCCCAGCCUUCACCAUGGACGAUUCGUGCAGACGCUUCAACGGUGAGACAAACCUCUCGCAGAAUUCCGAAAUCGCCGACCACCAGCAUCCGUUCCUGACCCCAGAGGAUGAGGCGCGAUCCCAGCCCGGCUCCAUGCUGAUAAACAAUGAGGCAGAGCCAGGAUCCGCCCCUUUUCAAAGUCCGUCUGUUUCAUCCCGGCCCAGCUGUGACUCCUCUCAUUCCAAAAUGGCGUCCGCAGUCCCCUCUGCCUCAGGGGCCAGUUUUCCACAGACUCGUUACGAGGACAUCAGAAUCAGACUCAGCCAGAGAACAGACAGCACCCAGGACUUCGGCUUUCAGACCAGCUGGCAAUCAACUGGGAUUUUAAUCAAAUCCAUUCAGCAAGGUAGCCCAGCGGAGCUCUGCCAUCUGCAGGUGGGUGAUGCGAUCGUGGCGGUGGACGGCUGCAGGGUGUCUGAGAUGAGCUGCGAGCAGUGGAAGGCCAGCCUGGACUCCGCCCUGCAGCAGGGAAGCCUGGUGUUGGAUGUGCGGCGCAACGGAGAGAGCGGUUCCCCAGAACAGUACACAAAUGCGAGCAAUGAGGUCAUCUCCUGUCCACCCUUGGAAGAUGCUGUGAAAUCAUCUCACACAUUCAAUAGCCAGGCUAUCACUGAUGUGGAUUCUAAAGACAUGAAUGGAAGAUUCCAUCCUGAAUCUAUGGAAAGCAAAGAAUCACAGCCCCUUUCUUUGAAAAACUUAAAAAGGAGAUCUGAGUUUUUUGAACAGCCAGGCGGCUCCGAGUCUGCAAUAUCAGAUAUACGUAUCCCCUCUAUCAGCACCUCCUCUACCCGCCACUCCUGGGACCCACAGGAGGAGCGCAAGCGUCAGGAGAAAUGGCAGCAGGAGCAGGAGCGUCUGCUGCAGGAAAAAUACAAACGUGACCAGCAGAAGCUGGAGGAGGAGUGGCGUCGAGCACAACAGGAUGCUGUGAGAGAAAAUUCUGGAAACCAUGCGGAGAAACACUUGGAGGUAGACACCAGAAGCCUCAGCCCCCUCUCCCCAGCAUCUCCUCUGAGCCAAGCCACACCCCCUCCUUCUGAGGAACCCAGUCGACUGGAGGAUGGCGAUGACCUGGAAGAGACCCCACCCCAAGGGGCGGAGCCAUGCAAGGAAGAGUUGGAGAGAAUGGGACAGGGAGAGGAGUUGGGAUUGCAGAGAAAUUGUGAAGAGGUAGGGCAGCAGCCCAGACCAGAGGAAGAGGAGGAGAGAAAGAUGUGCCAGCAAGUUACAGACACAUGUCCCAGAGAGCAAGAAGGCAACCAGGAACAGGACCACUGGGGGGGAGGGUUUGCCAAAAUCCACCCUGAGAUUUCUCUCUCAGACAGGGCAAAAUCUAAAUCUACUCCUGAGCUUGAUGAAGUAGACAAUCCAGAGGUUAAAGUGGUGGCAGUAGUGGGCAGCAGCAGUGCGAGUAAGCCAACCACCCCUCCGAACCAGGAGGCCCAGAAGAAGAAGAAGAAGAAGAACAGGCCUGUCUCCCAGGUGGAGAUGGAUCGGCUGCAGAUCCUGGAGGAGAUGAAGAAGAAGACUCAGCUCCUGACUGACUCCAGCUGGAUACGCCAGCGUACCACCAACAUCUACAAAGAGCCCAUCCACCUGGGUGGGGGUAUGAGGAGGUACGAGUCACUGGAUAACCUGAACACUGCUCGCUCCUGGAGACAGUCUCCAUGGCCGCCGAGCCCCGCCCCCUCCACCUCCAGCAGUGACCGUCCUCAAUCCGCAGCCUCCAAUUCUGCCUCCCCCCACAGCUACACCCGCUCUAUCUCCUCCACUCUGCCCAGCUCCUUUUCCAUGGGUUCUCUGAGGCAGAGCCCAUGGUCCCAGCCCUCCCCCACGUCCCCGACCCCGCCUACCGCCCUUAACGAGGAAUCUUCCCCUGAGCCUGAGCCCCGCCCCUCCUCUCAGCGCCCCAGCAGUGCUUCGACUGCAAGUCUGACCUCCGGGGAACAGAGCCUGGAGCUGGAACCGGAGCCGAAGUCAGACUGCGAAACCGGCAGCUCUACUGCCACUCCUGUUACGCCCGAUUCUCUGAUGGAUUGCCCAUCUCCAUGUGAUCUGACUACAUUACUACAAGCUGAGGAAGAAGCUACAGAUAGCACAAAUGACUAAUAUGCUAAAGAUACUGGCCACUGAUUGUGUAAAUCUGGUUAAUGUGCAGGUCAUAACACCGCAGGUGCAGAUUGUAUGGUACAUUUUUUUAUGGAUGUGAUGAAUAAGGAGGUUUGUAUCGGUAUGUAGCGAAUAUAUUGCCUGUACAGAAUAAAGUGGUCCCUCGUGUAUAUGUAAUGGAAUUAUAUUAGACACAGUUACACAGUAUAUGCUUCAUGCUUGUCUUACUGAAGAAUAAUUCUGGUAACUUCUAUAGGUUGUAUGAUAGAUUUUUGAUUUGUGAUGUUAAAUUAUUCCUAUCAAUUUAUUUGAAAAAGAAUAUUUUGUUUCCCAUUAUUUACUCUCCACCCUUGUCUAUUUUCUUGUAGAACUUAUUGUCUUGAAAUAUUUCUUUGUAAUUGUAUAGAUGAUAAAAUUGUGCCUUUUUGUGAUGUGACAUAUAAUUACUACAACCGAAUAGAAAUUUAAAAUAUACAUAUGAAGAACUCAUGCAUGAUUAGGCAGCACUAUUGUGGGCUGUUUUUUCAUUGAGUUAUUGCCUUUGAUGUAUUUUCAGAACAAGUAUUUUAGCAGAGAAUUGAGCAACAUCAUAUAUAGGACUGUUCAGUUAAGUAAGUGAAUAAAAUUACAAGAUCUCCA
Molecule: messenger RNA, 5045 nt
Organism: Anguilla anguilla (European eel)
Lineage: Eukaryota; Metazoa; Chordata; Actinopteri; Anguilliformes; Anguillidae
Product: LIM domain only protein 7-like
Exons: 26
Coding region: 612-4406 (1264 amino acids)
Biological process (GO): regulation of cell adhesion; regulation of signaling
Molecular function (GO): protein binding
Source: RefSeq, a predicted model, not a curated record